Striga asiatica is the source of this 811-nucleotide messenger RNA. NCBI's taxonomy places the organism in Eukaryota, Viridiplantae, Streptophyta, Magnoliopsida, Lamiales, Orobanchaceae. The record is from the annotation of a GenBank genome assembly.
AAAAAAAAAAAAAAAAAAAUCAGAUCUAAUUACACAGCUUGUUAAAGACAUGGACGCGAGAAGAGGAGCUGCAGCCGCAAACACGAACAUUUUUGAACCCCUUUCUGAUUUCGUGCAAGAGGCAGAAUGCGACACUCUCCUCGUAUAUCUUCCUGGCUUCACAAAAGAGCAAUUGAGAGUCCAGCUAACAAAAUCAGGGCUCCUGAAAAUCAGCGGCACUCGGGCGACGGGCGAAAACAAGUGGAGCAGCUUUCAGAAGGAUUUUCCAGUCUCGGCAAAUUGCGACACAACAAAAAUCACCGCCAAAUUCGAAGACGGCAUACUCUACGUGAGGCAGCCGAAGCUCAUUGUCCCAGACGAUAAUAACAAAGAGGAAAAAAAAGAUUCACCCUCAAAAUCCCCACACGAGCCACCAGAACAGAAAACGACCCCAAAUGAAUCAACCGAGAACAAAGAACUAAAACCCACAAAACACGUGCCAGAAGGUAACAAGAAAACAGACGAAAACAGACAAAAUGCAGCUAAACUGGACGAUUAUAAGGUAGAAGCAGAAAGUCCGGCAUAUAGACUGAAGAUGGCGAGGCAGAAGGUGACGGUGGCCGUUGCAUUGCUGUUGGCUUUCGUGCUUGGAAUGUACAUUAGCAAUUUGAUGUCUGUGUUUUUCAGGAAAACAGAGGACUGAAAAAAGGCUGUAUAUGAUCAUCAUUUUGUGAUUGACAUAUGAUACCAAAUAAUCUGUUCAAACUGAAGUCAUGUAAUGUAAUGCAUGUCUCUGUAGUGCACUUUUCUACUGAUUAAUUGAAGAAGGGUG